Myxozyma melibiosi is the source of this 9955-nucleotide messenger RNA. RefSeq lists its product as uncharacterized. Gene Ontology annotation, cellular component: extrinsic component of membrane. The record is from RefSeq and is a predicted model, not a curated record. NCBI's taxonomy places the organism in Eukaryota, Fungi, Ascomycota, Lipomycetes, Lipomycetales, Lipomycetaceae. The coding region runs from base 1 to 9873 and encodes 3290 amino acids. Gene Ontology annotation, biological process: mitochondrion organization; protein targeting to vacuole; late endosome to vacuole transport. The transcript has 11 exons.
AUGUUGGAAGGCCUGGUUGCUUCGCUUCUGAAUCGCUUCCUGGUCAAAAACUUCGACCCCAAGCAACUCAACAUUGGUAUCUGGAGCGGAGAUGUCAAGCUCAGGAAGCUAGAGUUGAAACGGGAGGCUCUCGACAAAUUCCAACUGCCGAUCGAUGUCGUCGAAGGCCAUCUCGGCGAUCUCACACUUCAGAUCCCGUGGUCGAACCUCAAAAACAAACCAGUGAAAGUCAUCAUUGAAAAUGUCUAUCUUCUUGCGAUCCCCAAGGCCAACCAACAGUACGACGAAGCCGAGGAAGAACGCCGCAAACAGAUGCUCAAGAUGGAGAGACUGGAGAAUGCAGAGUUGUUGAUGCAAGCGCAGCCUGAGGGCCUAUCUGCCGAAGAGCAGAAGAAGAACCAGAGCUUCACCGAGUCUUUGGUCACCAAGAUUGUUGACAACUUGCAAAUCACCAUCAAACACAUUCAUUUCCGCUACGAAGACACAAUCUCAGCGCCCGGACACCCGUUUUCUCUUGGUCUCACCCUCACCGAGUUCUCUGCGGUCUCGACCGACCAGACCUGGAACCCGAUCUUCAUCCAGGACAACGUUCUCACCACACACAAGCUCGCAAAGCUCGAGCGACUGGCUAUAUAUUGGAACACAGACUCAGAACUUCUCAGCAAUUCUGAAACCGAUAUCGUGACUGCGUUUACUGAAAUCCAAAACAACCAAAAGGCAUUGACCGGUGGCGGGAAUAAGAACCAGUACAUUCUUAAACCCGUCUCCGGCGAGGGCCGCAUCACCAUCCACAAGGGCUCGCCUACGACGAUUGCAAACUCAAAGGCAGAGUUGUUUUUCGAUGAGAUUGGUUUUAUACUCGACGAGUACCAGUACCGCGAUGCGCUGAUGAUGGUCGAUCUGUUUCAUUUCUAUGUCCGAACAGAGCAGUUUAAGAACAUGCGGCCUAGCACUCCGCUCGAAGAUGAUCCAAAGGCCUGGUUCAGGUUUGCGGGUAACGUCAUUCUGCGGGAGAUUCAUGAAAAACACCGGCAAUGGUCCUGGUCGUAUUUCAAAGAGCGACGCGAUGACAGGAAGCGAUAUAUCGAGCUCUACAAGAUCAGCGUCGUGGCCGAUCCCAACGCAAAGCUGACCGAGACUCAAAAAGAAGAGUUGUUGACGCUCGAGUUCAAGCUUUCGCUUGAGGAUCUUCGUUUUUACCGCUCGCUCGCCAAAGCUGAACUCAGAAAGGAGCGCCGGAAAGUCAAGGCCUUGGCCGCUAGGUCGCAGGCUGCGCAGCAGCAGGCUGAACCCGCUAAGCGCGGAUGGAUGGCUUGGGCCUGGGGAUCGUCUGCGCCUGCAGCUUCUGACGGUAGUGUAUCGCCUUCAAAGGAGAGUGCUACGGAUGACGCUGCUGUCAUGACUGAUCAGCAGCGGAAGGAGCUGUAUGAUGCCAUCGAAUGGGACGAAGAGAAGAAGCCUGCGGCAGAGAUGCUGGAUCUACCUCGCGACGCGGUCAAGAUGCAGCUCAAGCUCUCUCUCGGCACUGGAAGUUUUGCCCUCAAGCGUGACCCUCGCGGUGCUGCGGCCGAGAUUCUCCAGCUUGUCUCGGACACGUUCUCGGUGAAUUACUUGCAGAGACCUGAUUCAUUCCUGGUCGAGCUCUCGCUUGAGGAAUUGAAGGUGCACGAUGGCACUGCAGAUAAUCUGCUCUAUCCCGAUAUAGUCCGUGUGAAGCGAUCGGCGCAGUCGCCAAAGAGUCAGCUCCCGAUCAUGGACUUGACGGAUUCGAUGGAACUGGACAGCGAAGCGGACGUCAGUCCGCCUUCGGAUCCCUUUUUCUUCUUGCAGUUUGAGAAGAACCCUCUGGACGAGUCUGCUGACUCAAGCCUGAAGAUGAAGAUGGGCAGCAUGGAAAUCUUCUACAACAAGACGUUCAUCGAGGAGAUUGCGCAGUUUUUUAAACCUCCAAAGUCGCAUAUGGAGAGUUUCGGCGCAUUGAUCUACGCCGCCGGUGCUACAGUCGAAGGGUUCACGAACCAGACCAGGGCGGGUUUAGAAUACGCGCUUCAAGAGCACAAGACGCUAAACGCAAAGCUCGAUCUGCGUGCUCCGCUGAUCAUCUUGCCGUCAAGCGCCACCGAGCGUAACGCGCCUUGCAUGGUUCUCGACGCUGGACACGUCAACAUCGUAUCUAACCUUGUCGACAAGGCCGUCAUUCGCGAGGUACAGAGCAAGCAGUCUACUCAGUAUCAGGAGGAGGAUUACGAGACGCUCAAGUCCCUGAUGUACGACAGAUUCCAACUGAACCUAGAGUCGACGCAGGUCCUGGUCGGUCCCAAUGUCGAGGACACGAUCGCUCAGCUUCAGGAGUCGAAGAAUCAGCACAAGCACUUCCAUAUCCUCGACAAGAUCAACAUGAGCUUGCUCGUCGAGAUUUCGAUCGUUGCAAAAGCGGCCAAUCUCACAAAGUUCAGGGUGUCUGGCCACUUGCCGGUUCUCCAUGUUUCAAUGUCGGAUAUGAAGUACAAGACUCUGAUGCAUCUCAUCAACUCCAGUAUUCCAAACAUGUCGUUUUUGGAUGAUACCGAUAGUCUGGUUGACGUUGGUACCAUACCGGAAGAAACUCCGGCGCGACCAAAUAUGACAAGAACGGAGAGCUCCAAUGCCCAGCCCGGCACGUCGCCGUCCAAAUUCAGAUUCUCAUCUCAAGAUCUGGGCCGAGUGCAAGAGAUCAGCGAGUUGAUUGCUGAAACUGAAGGCGAAUCUGAUGACGACGAUGAUGGAGACACGUUUGUGGAGGCAGGAGACGAGCAUUCACAUGUCCACACCAGCGACGGUCGCAUUGUCCCAACUGGUGGCGGAACAGAGGCUAGCUACGAGCAGAGAAUCUUUGAGUUCAACUUCACUGUCGACAAGGUCCAGGGAUCUUUAUACCGCGGCGGUAUGGUUUCAGGAACGUCGUCACAGCAGGGCAGUAGUGAGGACUUUGGCGAGCAUCUGCUCGUAGAUGUCAUUCUGGAGCACUUUGAGUUUGUGUUCUUCAAUCGCGCUUAUGACAUGCAUGCCGAGAUCAUCCUCAGCAAGCUCACGGUCGAGGACAAAAUCGAGAGUAAUCCGUCUCCGGAGUUCAGCCAUCUUAUCUCCUCUGAUUCGUAUUACGAUCUCAAGGAGUCUGAGGGUGCUGUCGCGAGAAAGGAUGGCAAGGACACGAACAAUCUGUUCCAUAUUACUUAUGUGAAGGUUCAGAAAGAGUCCCCUGAGUAUCUGUCUACAUUCGAAGGGAUCGAUCAGAGCAUCGCGGUGUCUAUUUCCACUCUGAACUUUGUCAUCACCCGCAAAUCUAUCCUUACUCUGCUUGAUUUCCUGCAAAUGAUGUUUGCGGGAGACGACGCUAGCGAGGACGAAGACCAGAUCGUGGAGAUCACUGACGAGAGUGACAACGAGCUAGAAGUUGCAUCUACCGUCGUCAGCUCUGAGAGUGGUCCGGAUAAGAUGAAGCUCAAGCUUGACCUGUCAACCAUCGGCCUAGUUCUGAACGACGACGGCGUGCGUCUGGCUACAAUCCGUAUUGAUCAAGCCGAUAUUGGUAUUUUCACCAUGGGAAAGACCAUGCGUGUCGGCGGCAGAAUCGGAAACUUUACUCUCAAGGACCACGAGAUUAUCGACGAGACUGGAACUGAGGUCGAGAACGAGCUGGUUAGCAUCCAAGGCAACGAGCUCGCUGAUUUCAGAUACGAAACAUUUGAUCAGCGAUCGCUCCAGGUUGCGUAUCCAGGCUACAACUCGUCGAUUUAUUUCCGUUCUGGAUCUAUCCAGGUGAACUUCGUCGAGGAGUCUUUCCAGCGGAUCUUGCAGUUCCUUGCCAAGUUUGCCGAGAUGAAAACGCUCUACGAUUCUGCUCGAGAGGCGGCUGUUCAGCAGGCAUCGCAGAUGAAGGAUCCAGAUAAAAUCCAUUUCGAUGUGAUUGUGCGCACGCCCAUUUUCUUGUUUUCGAGAGAGUCGCCGUAUUACGGCGGCGAAGGCAGCGGAAGUUCAAAGUCCGACGUCCUCACUGUUCAUCUUGGUGAGCUUUAUAUUCAGAACAACUUCAGCACUCUGGAAAAUCCCGUGACCGGUCAGUCUUCUACUGUCAAUAAGAUCAACGCGGGCUUACGCCAGACUAGAAUCACGUCGGUUUUCCAUUUCCCCGACGACGUGGUGCAGGAGCUGCAGAUGAUUGAGAAUCUCGACAUCACCUUCAAAAUGGUCUACGUCGAGCACACGCGCGGCGUUGAUCGUCCGGCACUUGAGAUUGUUGGAUCAAUGUCGGAUGUCAACUUGAAGCUGACUGAGUCUCAGUAUGUGUUUAUCAUCAACUUUUUGAAGUCGCUGUCUACGACUUUCCAGUCACCGCCGCCGCAGGAUGAUGAAGCUGCUGAGAAUAUGAGAAAUCGGGCGAUCCACGCGAAUUCGGAACCGCCGAAGCGUCGUGCGUCCAAGUCGAUUGCGCCCAGCUCAAGUGCAGGUGCUGCCUCGAGCGAUCAGAAUAAUAGCAAAGCUAUCAUGUCUUCCUCGUCCGAUCAGGACUCGUUUACAAAGAUCGACUUUGUGUUCCGUUUGCAGUUAUUGUCUCUCGAACUAUUCAAGGAUACCGACUCGGAUACGAUCACGUCUGAGCCCGCGACUUUGUCAAAGCUGGCACUUGAUGGAACGGACGUGAAGAUGCGGAUGAAGUCUGAUGACUCGAUUGAGUCUGAGUUUCACGUGAAGUCGUUCACGAUCUUUGAUAGUCGUCAACACCAGAAGAACAAAUUCCGCGAGAUUGUACCCCCGAUCAAACACGACGGAUGCCAGUUCAUGGCCAGCAUCUCCACCAUGAAGAACGACGACGGAGUCACGGACAUGAUUGCUAUUCUAUCAAUCGACAGUCCCCGGUUCAUUUUCGCCAUCGACUAUAUCUUCUCCCUCAAGGCCUUUUUCGUCGAUUCGCUCCAGAUCGAGGAAGAUGACAGCUACAGCGAUGACGAUGAGAACAGCGACUCCGACGCUACUCGAGUUGAUGGCGAUUCUGCUAUGGCGACUGAGAACUCUGAUGCCGUGACAAAGUAUGGCGUCGUUGAUGUUGGUGAAGAGCCUGAGCCGACAGGGUCAGUCUCGUUCCGAAUCAAUAUCGUCGAUGCUUCUGUUAUCUUGAUCGCGAACCCGCUGUCUUCUAGCUCGGAAGCCAUUGUUCUCCGAAUUAAGGAGAUCAUGCUCACGCAGCAAAAUGCUUUCACGAUGUCGGCGCGUCAAGUUGGUAUCUAUCUUUGCCGGAUGGAUCUUUUUGAGGAAAACAGACUCCGUAUUCUGGAUGACUUCAACAUCAUCUUUUCCAUUGACAACAACCACGGCGGAAUCCAGCACAAAACUCUCAUUAACAUUGGCGUCGAGGCGCUUGUUCUCCGAGUGUCGCUGCGCGAUAUCCUUCUCGCUUUAUCGAUCGUCAACAAAGCUUCAGAGCUGUCGCCCGAGCAGGCAAAGCCUGUUCAAAAGAGGCCGUAUUCCCGUUUCUCUUCGAAUAAGCGUCUGAAGCAAUUGGCUAAGAAGCCUAAGCCGAUCGCGGCAGAUCGCCCUCCGCGACUACCUCCUAGAACUAUUUCAGCGGCGCCUACUGGAGAGCCGACGUCGGCUCUGCUGCGAAGUGAAGAGUUGAGUGCCGAUUUGGACGGUCUGAGGCUUGUGCUUAUCGGAGGUGUUCACGAGCUUCCGCUCUUGGAUAUGUGUAUCAAGCAGUUCCCUGUGCAUGUUCGAAAUUGGUCGUCCGAGAUGCAUGCCGAUACCAGUAUUGAGAUGUUUGUGAAUAUCUACAACUACUCAAAAUCAGCCUGGGAGCCUCUGAUUGAGCCCUGGUUUCUUGGGUUCCAUAUGACACGGACUCUUGAGCCGUCUUCGAUGGCGAUCAGCUUCAACUCUCGCAAGACGCUGGAGGUCACUGUGACGACACAGACUAUCGCGGUGCUUUCAAAUGCGGUGGAGAUGAUGUCCGGUGACAGUGAUCUGCUCUCCAAGCCUCCUGAUGCAAAUGCGCCGUACAGAGUCAAGAAUCAGACAGGAUAUACUCUCCAGGUGUGGGUUGAUAAUACUGAUAACCCGGAGUUCUCUAUGGCGAAGGAGAUUGCCGACGGAGAGGAGGUGCCCUGGAGAUUUGACGAUUGGCGAAAACUGCGUGAGAAUCUAAGUGAGGACUCGCAGCACGGAACAGUCGGUGUCCGUCUUAAGGGUACCGAUUUCGAUGCGGUCACUCGCAUUCCGGCCAACAAAGAAGGCGAAGCACUCUACGUUCUCUAUCCAAAGACCAUGAAAGUUGCGCACCGACUCGUGUGUGAGGUCAAGUUGCGUGAAGAUAAGGUCAAGCACAUCACUUUCCGAUCUGCUCUUCUUGUGGAGAACAACUCGCAGAUUCCUAUUGAGUUGAAGGUUAAUGGCGAGACGGAAGGGAAGAUUUGGACGAUCGUCCCUGGAGAUAGUCAGGCUCUACCCAUCAAUCAGAUAUUCGACCAGUCGUUCAAGAUCCGACCUGGCGCGGGUCUUGGAUUCGGCUGGUGCGAAGAGACUCUUUUCUGGCGAGACAUGUUGCAGCCUCAUCAGCCCUACAUCACCUGUAAGAGCACCGACAACGAUGACGAUGAAGAGCCGACGUCAUUUUAUUUCCAGUUGUUUGCGCAGUUUGAUAAGAAGGAGCCUCUCACGCGUUUGUAUCCACACAUGAAGAUCCGCGUGACUGCUCCGAUCGAAGUCGUGAACUUGCUGCCGUAUGACUUCAACUACAUGAUUUACGACAAGAAACUGCGGCGCGAGUGGUCGAACUUUUUGCGGAAAGGAUUACAGAGCCCGAUUCACGUCGUCAAGCUCUCUCAUCUGUUGAUGCUGAGCUUGACAAUGCGCGACAGCGGCUUUGAGCACACUGACUUUGCGGUUAUCAAUUCGAGCGCUCAAGAUGAUUUCAAGCCAGAGUCGAAGCUGUCGACGAGGAAUAGGAACGGACAGAAGUUGAAUCUGUACCUGCACUACUAUGUUAUUCCCAAUAGCGGCGGCGCCUUCCGCGUCUCUAUCUAUUGUCCGUACAUUAUCCUCAACAAGACUGGACUUGAUUUGCAGAUCAAAGCAGGUGCUGUGACUGCUUCCUCCAAGUUUGAAGCGGAGGACAUUGGCGACGAUGACACCAAGAAGAGGGCAAUUCCUAUGAUGUUUUCGUAUAGCACCGUCGACACACGAAACCGUGCAUUGUUGAGGCUGUCCGAUUCGCAGUGGAGCAGCCCUCAGAGUUUUGAAGCUAUCGGAGGAAACACUGAUGUUGUUGUUCCGUCGAUUGACAGAACUAGGGAGAUUCACUUGGGUAUCCAUGUUUCUGAGGGUCAAGGAAAGUACAAAAUGACGAAAGUGGUGUCGAUUACCCCGCGCUUCAUUCUGAAGAACAGGCUAUCUGAGGACCUCAACAUGCGUGAGCCAGGAUCUUCCACAGUGAUGACGAUCAAGAGUGGCGAGGUGUACCCGCUCCACUUCCUGCAGCAAGUUCCAGAGAAACAACUGUCGUUGAGUUUCCCGGUAGAAGGAGCUCCAUGGUCGUCACCGUUCAACAUAUCGGACCUGGGAAGAACGCAUAUCAAACUCACCAAGCCUGGUAGCGGACCGAAGCUACUUAAGGUAGAAGUGAUGAUUGAGCAGGCAACUGUGUUCUUGCAUAUUGAUAUGGAAAAGAGCAAUUGGCCGUACUCAAUUCGCAACUUCAGUAACACGGAGUUUACGUUUUACCAGUCGAAUCCAUACAUCAACUAUGAGGAUGAUCAAGAUAUGACGUACCGCGCUGCCAAUGUCAAGCGAUUCACGCCAAUCAAAUACCGAUUGCCGCCUAAGAGCGUUAUGCCAUAUGCAUGGGAUUAUCCUGCUGCUAAACAGAAGGAGCUAGUGAUCUGUGCCGCAAAUGUCGAGCGACACGUGGCGUUGGCGGAGAUUGGAAAUCUUGUGCCCAUGAAAAUUCCUCCGACCAGAGAUGGCGAGGCUCAGAUUAUAGAUAUCAAUGUGGUUGCUGAUGGGCCUAUUCAGACACUUGUUCUGUCAGACUAUGAUCAGAGUCGAAGUCUGUACAAGCCAAAGUAUAACGUGUCACAAGCUAGCUUUGCAUCGUCAACAGGAUCGGGGAAUAAUGGAUUUGAGGCGAUUGAGGAUGACGGUGAUAUCACGUUCCGUGCCACUGUCAGCUUGGAAGGUGUGGGUAUCUCGCUCAUCAAUUCCCGUAUGCAAGAGCUGUGCUAUAUAACUUUCCGCGGCUUCGAGUUCAAGUACAACGAAUCAGCCAUCUACCAGACGAUUGCUACGAGGCUCAAGUGGAUCCAGAUCGAUAACAUGUUGUUUGGUGGCAUCUACCCUAUUGUCUUCUAUCCUAGUGUUCUUCCGCAGACCACGAAGGAGAUGGAAAGUCAUCCGACGCUCUCGUUCUCAAUCACUCGCGUUAAAGACGAAUCGCAUGGUGUUCUUUAUAUAAAGUAUGCUACGAUCUUGCUGCAGCAGAUGACUGUUGAGAUUGAUGAGGACUUUUUGUUUGCAUUGCUUGACUUCUCCAAGGUUCCCGGCGCGAGCUGGUCUACGAACGAGAUUGACGAGCUAUGUGACGAUGUGAUUGAGAUUCCCGAGCCGUCGAUGACAGCGGCAGGUAAUGAUGUAUACUUUGAGGUAUUGCACAUCCAGCCAGCGCAGAUGGAUCUUUCGUUUGUGCGGACGGAGCGAGUGAAUGUGGAAGACAAGACGUCGUCUCAAAACGCUCUGAUGUUUUUCCUGAACAUUCUCACGAUGGCGAUCGGCAACAUCAACGAUGCGCCGGUUCAGCUUAACGCGCUUGUUCUCGAAAAUGCUCGGGUGUCGACAUCGAUGCUAUUCCAACUGAUGGCUACCCAUUACGGACAGCAGUUCUUCUUCCAGGUUCACAAGAUUCUUGGAUCUGCAGACUUUUUGGGCAAUCCUGUUGGUUUGUUCAACAAUCUUAGUUCUGGAGUCAUGGAUAUAUUCUACGAGCCAUAUCAGGGUUUCAUCAUGAACGAUCGGCCUCAAGAGCUCGGUAUUGGUCUGGCGAAGGGCGGAAUAAGUUUCUUGCGCAAGUCGGUAUUUGGUGUUUCGGACAGCAUCGCCAAGAUAUCUGGUAGUAUCUCGAAGGGUCUCGCGGUUGCUACGCUUGAUAAGCAGUUCCAGGAUCGACGCAGGAUCAGUCGGACGCGUAACAAGCCUCGCCAUGCUCUCUACGGUGUUACAGCCGGAGCGAACUCGUUUGUCGAGGGAUUGGCCAGUGGUGUGUCGGGUCUGGCUCUAGCUCCUAUGCGUGGUGCAUCGGAAGAAGGUGCCUCUGGGUUUUUCAAGGGUCUCGGUCGUGGACUGGUUGGCCUUCCUACGAAGACUGCGAUCGGUCUGUUCGAUAUGGCUAAUAAUGUGAGUGAGGGUAUUCGGAACACAACGACCGUGUUUGACGGGCAAGGAAUCGACCGAGUGCGUCUGCCUAGAUUUAUCGGCCGCGAUAUGACUUGCAAGCCAUACUCGCAGCGCGAGGCGAUCGGACAGGCGUGGCUCAAGCAGCUCAACGAGGGCGAUUAUUUCAAUGAGGAAUAUGUGGCUCAUAUGUCUCUACCCGGCGAGGAGCUUGUCGUGAUUGUGACGUACACGCGUAUACUAUUGAUGCACACGCGACGAAUGACGACGUUGUGGGACGUGCAGUUCGACCAGUUGCAGACGGUGUCGAUGGAGAAAGGUGGUAUUGCGCUUGUGCUGUGGGGUGGAAUCCAAGGCCCGUUUGUGCCAAUCUCAGACGAGAGCGCGCGCCAAUAUCUGUACAACAAGAUCGGGAUGGCGGUAGAGGAUUAUAACCAGUAUAGACAGGCGCUCGUUUAAGGUGGAGGUGUUUUUAUUGUUAAUCAGUUGUUGUGUAUCUAGUAUCUAGAAGCUAGGAAUGUCAUUUUAUCUCAAGUUUUUC